Suricata suricatta (meerkat) is the source of this 1273-nucleotide messenger RNA. RefSeq names its product cysteine dioxygenase type 1 (gene CDO1). The transcript is spliced from 5 exons. Bases 296 to 898 code for a protein of 200 amino acids. NCBI's taxonomy places the organism in Eukaryota, Metazoa, Chordata, Mammalia, Carnivora, Herpestidae. Gene Ontology annotation, biological process: L-cysteine catabolic process. Gene Ontology annotation, molecular function: cysteine dioxygenase activity; ferrous iron binding. The record is from RefSeq and is a predicted model, not a curated record.
UAAAAAGGGCCGGGGCCGCCCAACCCUGCAGAUUUGGUCCUGAUUUUCGGGCGCGGGGCGUCCCCUACGAGUCCAGAUCCGCCACGCUGCUGGGGGCCGUCGACGGGGUGUCUUGAUUACUUGGUGUGGGGGGGUCUUUAGGCUGCGGCACUCGAGCGUUGGGGGGCUUUGUGCGCGCGUGCGUGUGUAGCUGUCCAGCCAGCAGCUAAGGCCCCCCGGCCCCGGCUCCCCGGCUCGCUCAGCCCCCGAACCGCCGCGCAGCGGAGAGCCGCGCGCGCCGCCCGCUCGGCGAGGGAUGGAGCAGACGGAGGUGCUCAAGCCGCGGACCCUGGCCGAUCUGAUCCGCAUCUUGCACCAGCUCUUCGCCGGCGAGGAGGUCAACGUGGAGGAGGUGCAGGCCGUCAUGGAAGCCUACGAGAGCGACCCCGCCGAGUGGGCAGCCUACGCCAAGUUCGACCAGUACAGGUAUACUCGAAAUCUUGUGGAUGAAGGAAAUGGAAAAUUUAAUCUAAUGAUUCUCUGUUGGGGUGAAGGACAUGGCAGCAGUAUCCAUGAUCACACUGACUCCCACUGCUUUCUGAAGAUGCUGCAGGGAAAUCUAAAGGAGACAUUAUUUGCCUGGCCUGACAAAAAAUCCAACGAGAUGAUCAAGAAGUCUGAAAGAAUCUUGAGAGAAAACCAGUGUGCCUACAUCAACGAUUCCAUCGGCUUACACCGAGUAGAAAACAUCAGCCAUACGGAGCCCGCUGUCAGCCUCCACUUGUACAGCCCGCCGUUUGACACGUGCCACGCCUUUGAUCAAAGAACAGGCCAUAAAAACAAAGUCACCAUGACAUUCCACAGCAAAUUUGGAAUCCGGAUUCCAUUUACUGCUUCAGGAUCCCUGGAGAACAACUAGGAAGCACCAAAUCCUCUAAGGUUUUCCUCUAAGGUCUGCUACAAGUUUUGCCUUGGACGGGGAGGCCUCUACUGUCUGCUGUCCAACAGUACACUUUGCAAAGCCAAUACCUAGAUCUUCUGCAAGGCGGACACUGAUUGUAGGGCAUCGAGCAAGCAGAUAGUGGCCUGAGCUCCUGCAGAAGAAAAAUCCCACUGAAGGUACAAUAGGCCUCGUAAUUGUAAAGGCCAAAUGGAGUGCUCACUUGGUUUUAUCCUCUAAAUUCAGGGGAACUGCAGUGGGAAUGUCAGUGAAGGUUUUUACAGCUUUUGGAAACGCUUUGGUCCCUGAACUGUAAUUUGCAAUAAAUAAAAACCAGAUACCAUAGACAUCAAA